Messenger RNA from Nematostella vectensis (starlet sea anemone), 2496 nucleotides. RefSeq lists its product as uncharacterized. The transcript is spliced from 17 exons. The record is from RefSeq and is a predicted model, not a curated record. Bases 431 to 2308 code for a protein of 625 amino acids. NCBI's taxonomy places the organism in Eukaryota, Metazoa, Cnidaria, Anthozoa, Actiniaria, Edwardsiidae.
GGCUAAAUGUCUUGAAUGUUAUUUAUGUUACUGAGUGUUAUGUUACUUGAAUGUUACUGAGUGAGCUAUCAACCAAAAGAGCACAGGCCAACAGCGGUCGUGUUUGAUGUGAAGAUGUAUGGACCAAAUUAACAAAUGAACGAGCUGAAGGCUCGUUUGCACCAUGACUAAGACACAAGCGCAACCAACUUCAUUCGAUUUCCGAAAUAAUAAGAAUAAAAAUGAAUGACGCAUGAGAUAAAGCGUGAACUUAUUUCAUUCCAAGUAAACUACGACAUCUUCCAUCCUCCAGCAAUAAAAAAGUUAUCUUUCGCGCCUUCCUCAAAACUCUUUUACGAUCAUUGAUCAUGGUCUACCUGUGGGCUGUUACCUAGUACCACGCGGUAUGAGUUAGGAAUGCCUGACGAAUUCGGGAUUUUACCUUCCGUGAAUGAUAUCUGGUCGCCGUGGUGGUCGUGGCUCUUAUUACAAGAACUUAUGUGGCAGAAAACGAGGUAGAGGUGAUUACCAUGGAAACCAUGGAGGAAGCAGUUACCAUAACAACCAGCCUCAACCAGCAAUUUACAGAGGUGUUAGAGAUGUGCAGUCUCUUUCAGAAACAUUGUCACGCCUUGAGGGUGCUAAUUACAAAGCCUACCAUGGUAUUCUAGGGUGUUGGCAGUUUAGUGGGUACAGAUUUUAUGUGGACAAAAUUCAAAGUGACCCAUUUGCCCCUCCAAGCCUUUGUAGAGUACAGAUGGACCAGUCAGUAGCCAACUAUCCAGAAUUUGCAAUAAGCUCAAAGACCCAAUGCACUGCUACCGCUGAUUACCUGACCAGAUGGUUUUCUAGCCUGGUGCACUCUGGUGGCCACGACAAGAAUUUUGGAGGAGGUGGUUGGCAUGGCAAAAAAGGAGGAGACAUUAGGAUUGAUAUACCCUCACAACAUGUUUUGGAAAGAACAUCGUGCCUGGUUACCAAAGAGCAAAUUGAGGUCCGUUUUACUGUAUCUCUUCCUGCACAUGGCCGUACUAUUGAGGGCAAUGCCUGCCGAAGAAUUCUCACAGAGAAUCUUCCUGGCAUCAUUGAAAAGGCUCUCCCGUUUCAAAGUCAAGACAAAGCCAGUCUACAGCGUCACGUGGAGUUAGUUGAAGACCAGACCUAUCUGCGGGCACAGUUGUCCGCGUUAAAUCUUGUUGCAUUCGUGCGUGAUGGGGCGGUACUUCCGCGCAUGAGUGGUGCAGAUGAUCGACCGAUGUCCGCUGAUCAGGCUGUCUUAUUCCAGUCUCCCUUAUCCAUGAGGGUGGAUUUCAAGCUGCCACACUCAGGAAGGAUAUCCGGUAUGGGGAUCCCCAAGGGUGUCAGCCUGAUUGUCGGCGGCGGGUUUCACGGCAAGUCCACGCUUCUGAAUGCCAUAGAGAUGGGAGUGUAUGACCAUGUACCGGGCGAUGGAAGGGAGUUUGUGGUCACAGACUCCAAGGCGCUUAAAAUACGAGCCGAGGAUGGUCGAAGUAUUGAGAAAGUCGACAUACGGCCCUUCAUCAACAACUUACCAUUCGGCCGUGACACAAGUGUAUUCAGCACGCAAGAUGCUAGCGGUAGCACGUCACAGGCCGGGAAUAUCAUCGAGGGACUGGAAGCGGGUGCCACGUGCCUACUUAUUGAUGAGGACACGAGUGCGACGAAUUUUAUGAUACGAGAUUCCCGGAUGCAAGAGCUAGUGGCAGCGGACAAGGAGCCAAUCACACCCUUCAUUGCCAAGGUGCGAAGCUUAUAUGACGAUUUCGGGGUCUCCACCAUUCUUGUUAUGGGCGGAUCUGGAGACUACUUUCAGGUUGCUGGUCACGUCAUAAUGAUGGACUGCUAUCAGGCGCAUGACGUCACACAGAAAGCAAAGUCUAUCGCAGCAGAGACUAUCAAGACCAACCCUCAGACUUUCCUCCCUUUCAACAUGACGAAGGCGAGAAUUCCUCUACCGCAAAGCCUGGAUGCGUCGAGUGGCGACCGAGAGAAGGUUCGAGUUCGUGGAAAAACGCAGUUUGGAUUCCAGGUUGAGUUUGGAAACGAAGAGAUAGACUUGUCCGGAUGCGAGCAAGUAGUGGAAAAAAGCCAGACACAUGCUAUCGGUGACUCAAUCCUUCAUGCACGCAACAAUUUUAUGGAUGGUGGCAGCACAAUGGCGUCUGUGUUACAAAGAAUGGAAGCCGAUUUCAACGAAAAGGGAUUAGACGUACUGUGCCCACAUAUUCCACUGGGUAACUACUCCCGCCCCAGGCCCCUAGAGAUUGCUGCAGCCAUCAACAGAUACAGGUCCCUAAGGAUCAAGUGAUCAAGAAGUGUAUCAAUAGAUACAGGUCCCUGAAGAUCACAAUGGACUUCUUGAUCAUCACGAGGGACUUCUACAAUACAGCACCUCGGAUUACUCAACAUGUUACACCCUAAAGAAAUGGUUCAUAUGUACAUAUAAAAAGAUAGCAAACACUUAUUUAUUCAGACAAAUAAAUUUUAUUGUCCAUA